This is a messenger RNA of Plasmodium cynomolgi strain B, 840 nucleotides long. RefSeq lists its product as hypothetical. Gene Ontology annotation, molecular function: magnesium ion transmembrane transporter activity. NCBI's taxonomy places the organism in Eukaryota, Apicomplexa, Aconoidasida, Haemosporida, Plasmodiidae. The record is from RefSeq and is a predicted model, not a curated record. Gene Ontology annotation, biological process: magnesium ion transport. Bases 1 to 840 code for a protein of 279 amino acids. Gene Ontology annotation, cellular component: membrane. The transcript is spliced from 2 exons.
AUGAUAAAAAAAUUUCUUCAAAAUAAGAGCAAGGUGGGGUUAAAAGUGUGCAGGAAGAAACAAACAAGUUUUCUCCGUUACAUAAAUGGCCAUAAACAGAAUGGUCCUACAGUGGAGGACCCCCCCGAACUGAGUCCCCAAUCGAGUCACCCCAGUUCGAUCGCAGGGAACCAACCCUUCUAUCCAAUAGAUGUCCUUAAAAGUGCAGACAAAUUUGACUCGGGCAGCCCUGGGAAGGCAAGCGUCGGCAGUAGCCCAAGCGGUUCAAUCGGCCCAAGUGGCCAAAGCGGCCCAAGUGACCCAAGCGGCCCAAACGGAAGUAGUAACAGCCGCGCACGAACGGACCCCGUCCAGCUGCAGUACCUGUCGCUCAUCGCCUCCAUCUACCCAGCGGCAGCCAAGUCGAAGAAAAUCAGGCACCCAGAAAUCUUCUACAGAAUAUGCUGCUGCACAUUAUGUGGCAUAUCAGGAGGAUUCGUAAAUAUUUUUUCUGAACAAAUCAUAGGAAUUUUUUCAAAAGAAAAUAUUCAUAUGUUUUCACAUCCAUUUGCAUACGUACUCAUGAUGCUCACUCUCUUCUGCUUAUGCAAUCAGCUUUUAUUUCUAAAUAUUUCAUUGUCUAAAUUUAGCGUCACUUCCGUUAUUCCCCUCAUCAUGUCCAAUAUCGUUUUCUUUAGUAGCCUCACAACUAUAAUAAUGCAGGAGGAAGAAUCCGUGAUUCAGUGCACAAACGCUGUGUGCUUUUCCCUUGGCGUCCUGCUUGUCAUUAUCGGCAUACUAUACCUACAGUAUAAUAUAAACCGAGUUCUUUUGCGCUGCUUCAAGCCGAAAAAAGGAUGA